AUGGAGGAAGACCAAGACUACGGUUACUUCUUACAAGAAUACUUCUCAAAUUCAAGCAGCACCAGUGAAGAUUACAUCAAAGAAGAGCAAGUGACUUUAUGUGUCAAAACUGAUGUACUAAAAUUCGGUGAAAAGUUCAUUCCUGCAUUCUACUACUCCAAUUUCCUUCUCGCCCUAGUCGGAAACGGACUUGUGCUAUGUAUCAUCUACAAAUAUGAGAAACUCAGCACUGUCACCAACAUCUUCUUGUUGAACUUGGUUGUUUCUGACCUCCUAUUUGCUUCCAGUCUCCCUUUCUGGGCCGUGUACCACUCCUCUGAGUGGAUCUUUGGCAGGCCGCUGUGUAAAGUCGUGGGCAGUUUGUACUUCCUAAGUUUCUACAGCUCCAUUCUCUUCCUCACUCUCAUGACUUUUGACCGUUACCUGGCCGUGGUCCACGCCAUCACGGCCGCCCAAAGCCGGAGAAAGGCGUACGCCUUUGCCUCUUCUGCCGUGGUCUGGGUCAUCAGUCUAGUUGCCAGUGUAAAGGAUGUCUUCCUCCAUGAUGUACGUGAGGACGGAGAGAAUGGAAAACUUUGUGAGGAGACAGGCUACUCUUACAACACCCUUGUAAAGUGGAAGCUUUUUGGUUACUAUCAACAGUUUUUGCUCUUCUUCCUGCUGCCCUUGGUCAUUGUCCUGUACUGUUAUGCCAGGAUCACAGUGAGGAUCAUGAACACACGAAUGAGAGAGAGGUGCAGAGCCGUAAAGCUGAUUUUUGUCAUCAUUAUUACAUUUUUCAUCUGCUGGACACCCUACAACGUGGUGAUUCUCUUAAGGGCACAGAGGAUCACUUCUGAGGAUAAAUCAUGUUCAGAUGACCUUGACUAUGCAUUGUAUGUCACAAGGAACAUAGCCUAUCUUUACUGCUGCAUCUGUCCCGUGUUCUACACCUUUGUUGGGAAGAAAUUUCAGAACCAUUUCAGGAAACUGCUUGGAACACGCAUUCCAUGUCUGAAGAGUGUUGUGCUCCCCAGUCAAAGCAGUAGAACCACGUCAUUCAGAAGCCCAAAUACAGUAAAUGACUAUUAG
Chanos chanos (milkfish) is the source of this 1071-nucleotide messenger RNA. Its product is annotated as C-C chemokine receptor type 4-like. The record is from RefSeq and is a predicted model, not a curated record. Gene Ontology annotation, cellular component: external side of plasma membrane; membrane. The transcript has a single exon. Gene Ontology annotation, biological process: cell chemotaxis; positive regulation of cytosolic calcium ion concentration; immune response. Gene Ontology annotation, molecular function: C-C chemokine receptor activity; C-C chemokine binding. Bases 1 to 1071 code for a protein of 356 amino acids. NCBI's taxonomy places the organism in Eukaryota, Metazoa, Chordata, Actinopteri, Gonorynchiformes, Chanidae.